Bursaphelenchus okinawaensis is the source of this 2102-nucleotide messenger RNA. Lineage: Eukaryota; Metazoa; Nematoda; Chromadorea; Rhabditida; Aphelenchoididae. The record is from the annotation of a GenBank genome assembly.
AUGCCCGCUCAGAAGGGACAAUUCGUUGAUGCGGUCAAACCGGCGCUCGGUAAGUCGUUAAUUACCGCCGUAGAGUAGGUUGUUGGAUUAGAGACCUAAUGUGACAUUAUAGUGGUUAAUGUGACAUGUUUUAAGCUUUAUUUUGUUAGUUAACGACUUUACUUUGGUGGAAAAGCAAAUGAAUUCAUCAGCUUUAAAUGCUUAAUGUAAAAUAAGUUUUGGUCAUAAAAUAAAGUUUUAAGUGAACAUUUGUGGUCUGAAUUGCAACAUAAAAGCAUCUCAAAAAAAGUCUUUUAAUAAACUUAAUUUUAAAAAUAUUUCAAAUCUGUCACCUUUGAAACUUUCAGAAGGCCUAUUGACAGAUCUCCAACGCACCACAGAAGUCCUCAGAAGACAUCAGCGUAAGAGUAAAGACUACGAUGACAAAUGGGAAUCGACGUCUUCCCAGUUCAGUUAUCGGCCGAAACGAAACUCAGGCUACGAUGACGGAGAUAUCGACCGGUCGUUGAGGUCGGCGUUGGACAGUCGAUACUCAUCUCACAACGAUGUCAGAGGCCAGUCGACCGGUAGAGACUCGACCAUCAGAGAUUCUCUGAGGGAUUCGACCAGAAUGGACUCUUCCAUCGACCAAGGCAUACCUGCUGAUUACCAAACCAUCCCUCGAGGUGGUUGUGGCCAAUGUGGUCAGACGAUCGUUGGCGAGGUUGGUUUCGGAAAUUUUGAAAAAACUAGCCAUUUUGUAUUUAUUUUAGCCGUUUUGUUUAUUAUUACUUUAAAAAGAAUUGUCAUUUAAAGCAAUCUUUGUCACUAUUUUCAUUUAUUUCUAGUCAAAAAGCAGAUAGAACAAAUAAAAACUCUAAGUUACUAUGCUACUUAAUUAUACAAAUUCUUCGACCAUUAUGUACUUUCAGUUAUAUCGUUGUUGUUUCAGGUGAUUAUUGCUCUCGGACAGAUGUGGCACCCCGAACAUUUCACAUGUUGUCAAUGUGGCGAUCAGAUCGGACAUAAAUUAUUCUUCGAAAAGGACGAGAAGGCCUACUGUGAAGAACAUUACCAUGAAAACUUUUCGCCACGAUGUGGCUACUGUCAGUUGCCAGUGAAAGAGGUAGGUCAGGCUGAUCGCUGUUUUUUGUAUUUUGCAUUUAAAAUUCAAAUAUUAGUAAAAAUGAACGUAGAAUGGUUUCGAUACGAAGCUCUUCAUGCUACUUGAUAUUCCUUAAUAAAAUAAUCUUAAACUUAAAAAAUUGUAGCGUGCCAUCAGUGCUCUCGGCAAAACCUUCCACCAGGACCAUUUCACGUGUGCUGAAUGUGGAAAACAGCUGGGAACGGAAGGAUACCACGAAAAAGAUGGCUACGCUUACUGUAAUGAAGAUUUCUACUAUACUUAUGCACCAAAAUGUAAAGGAUGCGACAAACCGAUUACUGCCAAGUUCAUUACAGCUCUGGACACUCAUUGGCACCCUGAAUGUUUUGUCUGUGAUGUAAGUUCAUAUUACAAGAGUACUGUAAUUUUACUGUAGUAUUAGUGUGGUUAAAUGGUAUUUUUGAGUGGUUUUAAUUUUUUUAUUUUAAUUUUGAAAUUACUGUAUUGUUGUUAAUUUUACAUACUGUAACACUUUGCAUUCCUCUUACUGUAGCUUUUGAUAUUUGGUUUGGUGUUGUUCAGGUGUGUCAUGACUCUCUAUUCGAAUCCACCUUCUACCAAGAUGGCUACAACGUCCUAUGCCAAACCCAUUACCUACUAAAAUAUGGAAAUGUUUGUUAUCAAUGUCGAGAGCCAAUAACAUCCAAAUGUGUCACUGCCUUGGGGCACAAGUACCAUUUGGAGCAUUUUUGUUGUUGUUACUGUAACAAGAUGUUGUGCUCGGGUACCUUUAAGCACAGCCAUGGUCGAUUGUUUUGUCCUCGUUGUUUCGACCGCAUCGCCAACUAAACCUUCUUAUAUCUUGUCAAACUAACAUGUUGCGACAAGAUUUGAACUAAUUUCUUAUUGUUAUAACCUCAGCCUAAAGUUAUAUAAUUCCAAUUUUAAGGCCGACGAUCAUUUUGCCAAACAAUGCCCUAUGGCCAUUACCUACUUCGAAGAAGAGCCAUACUUUUGA